Molecule: messenger RNA, 944 nt
Organism: Humulus lupulus (European hop)
Lineage: Eukaryota; Viridiplantae; Streptophyta; Magnoliopsida; Rosales; Cannabaceae
Product: CBS domain-containing protein CBSX3, mitochondrial-like
Exons: 6
Coding region: 162-785 (207 amino acids)
Source: RefSeq, a predicted model, not a curated record
AAUCAGUAAAAUGACAUUCACAAGUAAAAGAGAUUAAGAUAAAGAAUCCGCUGCUUCAUGAAAUAUGGAGGAUGAUAGGUAGUCCGUCCAUAGACAUACUCGUCGCUUUUCUCUGUUGCGAGUUUUUUCAAAAAUAAAAAUAAAAUCUUAAGAGAAAAAGGAUGCAAAGGAUUGUGCAAGCUGUAAAUUCGUGCCAGAAAAUGGUGAAAGCUGCAAUUUUAAUAGAGCAUUCACAUGGGAGAGACAGGACCAAAAUAGAGAAAAUAUUUUCCCGUUUUGGUUGGAUAACGCCGUCUUUAUCAGUACAAGAGAAAGGAUUGGAGAAUGUAACGGUGGCAGAGGUACUUAUGGCCAAGGGUGGAGAAAACACAGGCUCUUGGCUCUGGUGCCUUUCAGACGACAUAGUCAAUGAUGCCGUCAAAAAUAUGGCUCGAAACAACAUCGGAUCUUUAGUGGUGUUAAAGCCGGGACACGCACAACAUGUUGCUGGAAUCAUUACAGAAAGAGAUUAUCUAAGGAAAAUAAUCUUAGAAGGAAGAUCUCCAAUGCAUACAAGAGUAGGAGAAAUAAUGACGGACGAGAGCAAAUUAAUUACGGUGAAAUCUAGCACAAACAUUCUUGAAGCCAUGCAGAUUAUGACAGAUAAACAGAUUAGGCAUGUUCCAGUCAUCGAUGGUAGGCUGGUUGGCAUGAUCUCUAUCAAGGAUGUUGUCCGAGCAGUGGUGCAACAGCAAAGUGGGGAACUAAAACGACUAAAUGAGUUCAUUAGAGGAGAUUACUAUUAGAUUCUAACUAUAACCACUCAUUAAUGUCAUCGAUCAUGGUAUCAAAUAAAUUGCCGUAAAACAUUUAAUAUGAGGUUUCUCAUUCUGAAUUGUAGACCAUGUGUUAUACAUAAUCAUAAAAACUUAAAAGAGAAAAGGAGGAGCAUGGUUCUUCUUUAA